CGUUUAGUCCAACAUAGGAAGUGCUGUGAAUACCCGCGAUCAGGAUUAUGAUGUUUUUGUGCUUAUCGCUCUUUACUGUUAUUCUACAAACCUGUCAAUGCAAGGAAACAGCACUCUGGGACAUGAUGAAUGCAUGUCGACUGCAACAAUGGGGGCUUCGAGCUAUGGCUACUAUCGUGCAACCAUCUUCCUCUGCAUGUUCAUUGGCUACGCGCUGUACUUCUUUAACAGGAAGACCUUCUCCUUUGUCAUGCCCUCUGUGAUGGAUGAGAUUGAACUGGACAAAGAUGACCUGGGUCUGAUCACUAGCAGCCAGACCAUGGCCUAUGCCAUCAGUAAAUUCAUCAGCGGCGUGCUGUCGGACAAGAUCAGUGCCCGCUGGCUCUUCUCCAUCGGCCUCUUCUUGGUGGGGGGCAUUAACGUAGCUUUCUCCUGGUCCUCCACUGUCUUCAUGUUCUCUCUGCUUUGGUUCAUCAAUGGCCUGGGACAAGGCUGUGGCUGGCCUCCAUGUGGGAAAGUGCUGCGCAAGUGGUUUGAGCCCUCCCGGUUUGGAACAUGGUGGUCUGUGCUGUCCUGCAGUAUGAACCUAGCUGGAAGUCUGGGACCAAUCCUGGUCACAGUGCUUCUGCAGUACUACACCUGGAGGAAUAUCCUGACUAUGUCAGGCAUUAUCUGUGCUGCUUUCUCAUUUAUUUGUUUGGUGUUUGUAAAGAAUGAGCCAAAAAAUGUGGGCCUGCCUAGCAUCGAGGCAGCAGCCAACAAGGGGGCUAAGGGAGGCAACAAUGAGAGCACCCUGAGUGAGUUCAUCCUCUCUCCUUUUCUGUGGGUGCUGUCUCUGGGCUACUUGGUGGUGUUUGGGGUGAAGACAGCUGCCACUGACUGGGGACAGCUGUUCCUCAUGCAGGAGAAAGGCCAGACUGCUCUGAUGGGCAGUACCUACACAAGUGCCUUGGAGGUAGGAGGUUUUGUGGGCAGCCUUGCAGCAGGCUUCCUCUCUGACAGAGCUGUAGCCAGGCAAGGCUUGGACACUUACGGCAACCCUCGUCAUGGCCUGCUCAUUCUCAUGAUGGCUGGCAUGUAUGUGUCCAUGUACCUCUUCAGGGUCACUAUCACACCUGAAAUUGCGAAGGAGGCUCCUGUUUGGGUCCAAGUCCUUCAUCCUGUCUCCAUUCUCAUUGGUGUACCAGAAAAAGAGAUCUGGAUCCUGUUCCUUGGUGCAAUGUUUGGAUUUUCUUCUUACGGACCAAUUGCUUUGUUUGGGGUGAUAGCCAGUGAAAGUGCUCCUUCAAAUUUUUGUGGAACCUCUCAUGCUGUUGUAGCGCUGAUGGCUAAUGUGGGGGCUUUUAUGGCGGGGCUUCCCUUCAGCACUAUUGCUAAACAGCACAGCUGGGACUUUGCUUUCUGGGUAGCCGAGGUGAUAAUGGCCAUGGCCACCAUUGGCUUCUUCCUAGCACGAAACAUGCGUACCAAAAUGGGACGAAUUGCAGAGAAAAUGGACUAAUUUAUCUUCCUGAACAAAGCCAACUGUUGAUGUCCUGUUUUGUGACGAGAUGGAAUUUGUACUACUGUACAUUAAUACAACACCAAUCUGACCAAACAAAACCACUGUCACAUACACUAAUCUUCCACUUUUUUUUCGUAUGAAUUGGUCUUAGGUCGAUGCUCAGGGUGGGUGUGAGUCAGUAAAUCACUUUAGAUUCACAAUCAGGUACUUUUGGCACACACACUUAGAGUUUUCAGGACAGUAGAUGAUAACUGAAAUUUAAAAUUUAUUGAAGUUGUAUGUGAGAAAAAAAAAACACGGACGUGAAUUUAUAAAAAGGUUUAAAUGGAUUGUUGUUGGUUUUUUUUGUUUUUUUUUGUUAAAGCGGAUGCAUGCUACUCAUUGCAUACAUUGACUUUAGUGGAGGUCAGUUCUAUCUAACUUUACUGAUGAGCCUGUAUAAUCUAGACUAUUAUUUGUCUAGGUAUUUGAACAAAUGUGGUAGCAUGUAUCAUGGUAAUUUUGCUAAUACCUCACAUAUGUGAUCAAAUGUAAUAGGCUCAUAAUUUCACUUCAGUAAUUGAAGAGUAUAUUAUUUUAUACACAUCUGUAUGUGACAUGAUGCAGAAUAACACUUUGUUGCAGACCUCUUAGGCCAUGGCAGCUUUUGUGAUCAGACAUGUUUUUAAGGAGUGAUUAACUUCAGACCUUUGCUACAGGUGUUUUUGUCACUGCCACUGGAAAAUGUGUGCAGCAGUAACUACUGGAUUGUAUACUGUAAACUUUCUUACUUUAAAAUCUGUGUUUUGUCAACACAAAUUACUUUGAUUGGAUUACUUGGAUUGUACAAUGGCUUUGAAAGAUUAAUGAUAUUUAGUAAAUAAGUAAAGUUUA
Messenger RNA from Epinephelus fuscoguttatus (brown-marbled grouper), 2377 nucleotides. RefSeq names its product glucose-6-phosphate exchanger SLC37A4-like. The transcript is spliced from 10 exons. Lineage: Eukaryota; Metazoa; Chordata; Actinopteri; Perciformes; Serranidae. The record is from RefSeq and is a predicted model, not a curated record. Gene Ontology annotation, cellular component: endoplasmic reticulum membrane. The coding region runs from base 98 to 1501 and encodes 467 amino acids. Gene Ontology annotation, biological process: glucose-6-phosphate transport; phosphate ion transmembrane transport. Gene Ontology annotation, molecular function: glucose 6-phosphate:phosphate antiporter activity.